Molecule: messenger RNA, 2295 nt
Organism: Epinephelus fuscoguttatus (brown-marbled grouper)
Lineage: Eukaryota; Metazoa; Chordata; Actinopteri; Perciformes; Serranidae
Gene: lg7h1orf174
Product: linkage group 7 C1orf174 homolog
Exons: 4
Coding region: 169-747 (192 amino acids)
Source: RefSeq, a predicted model, not a curated record
AGGAAAUAACACUGAGGCGGCCCCAGAAGAGUGAGAACUGACGGAGACGCCACAUACCGGAGUUGUUUAUAGCUGACCAAAGCCUGUUGACUGGAGGAAGAAUAACGAACAACACUGUGGCAAAAUAAAUAUCGAGGGCGCUGAAAAACAGACGCAGUAAGCCGACAAAUGAUGCGAAAGAUGCCUGGUCAACUCCACAGCCUGAAGCCCAGAAAGAGGAAGAGCAGCUCCAGAAAGACUUCUGCAAGGAGGAGAUGUGCGAAAAAUCCAAAGACACAAUCAGCAACAGAGAGCACUUCAGUAGUCGGUGGUUACAGCAAAGCAGACGGUCCUCUGGAGAGACUCUCUCUCAUCAGCUGUGAAUGUCACCAGUCUGCAGGCAGGAGGAGAUGCUCGGCAUCACCAGAGCUCGAAGGACAGGAGGGCAAAGAAAAUGAACUGAGGACGGGGCUGGAUUUGGACAGUUGCGGAAUGUACGGCGUCUGGGACAAACAGGACUCUGAGGUCAUGGAUUGUGAAGACACCAGCAAAAACAUCUACCCGGAUGACGACAGUAAUCAGAUUCUUCCUGUGGAGCAGUUCUUUGGAAACUUGGAUACUGUACAGGACUUCCCUCAGAGAUCGUCAGGGACUUCAACCCAUGUCCACAGGGAGAACAGGAGGCGACAUUACUACGCACCAGAGGACAGCGAUGAAGAGGAGUUGGGCCUCAGUAAUACGGAGCGAGACGAGAGAGUGGAGACUUAGUGAAGAGGAACUGCACUGAUGACUGUGGUGGACUCAAAGUCCUGCCUGUGGAAGGACAUGAUGUUGCUCAGCACUUAUUAUAAAGCGGCCAAAUGUAUUCAGAUACUGCAUCCAAUCAGUCCUUAGAUCGUAACGCUGUCACACAUGCACUGUGUGAGUUACUGGUGAUGAGCAAGGGCGGCAUGACGUUGCUGUAGCUGAGUCUGAUGUUGGCCUACCAUCACGUACAAGCCAACAUUGUAUAUGUGUAUUUGCUUUGAACCUGCUUCCAUUACCCCGUCAUGAACUGUGUGAUUCAUCACAACUCAAAAACUCAUAAUCACAGAACUCAUCCACUGGUGUUUAUGACUGUGUUAACUGUUUAAAGCAAGUUCUUUGUGGAAAUAUACAAUUGUUGACUUGACAAGGACCGUCCAGAUGCACAAAGAUGCUUAAGUGUUUUCAACCCUUAAUGGUUAGUCUGAAAUCUGAGUAUUUUAAUUGAUAUUUUUUUAACAUAGUUACAGUCAUGGGAUUAAUAUAGCCACGUGUGGGGAACAUAUAGUGCCUGUUUAUUAUUUAUUGCUGAAUAUAUGCCCACACCACCCAUGGUUUAGUCAGCUUUGCCUCACCUGGCUGAUGUGUGUGGCAUGGCACUUUAUUUAGACAAAUGAGUCCACCUAACAUACCGCUUCAUAAUUUUAGGGCAGUUUGAGAUUAGCCUUGAGAGAUGCCAAACAGUGUUGCAUUGAAACAACAAACUCGGAAGGCUUUUUCUUCUCACAAAUCUACAAAUUACAAGUUCUAAAAUGUAAAAUGCAGAAAUAACAUGUUGAUAAAAGCAGCACAAAGAUAGAUUUCAUGGCCUGGUUUCGGACUGUGUAAAUGUGGUAGGGCAGCAGGGUGCACGCGCCAAAGAGCAGAUCCAUAAUAAGAGCUUUUAAUAUUACAUAUUCAGUGUUUAAGAUGAAUGUCAUUGCUCACUAAGUGUCUAAUAUUUCUCAUCAACACAUCUUAACGUGCCAUGGUUUUGGUUUUGGCAGCUGUUUAACAUACAACACAUCUGUAACAUAACAUAACACAUUUAUAUCAGUGCAGCUAAUAAUUAGCCUUGAUGAGCAGGCACACAGAAUUCCAAUAAUACCUUUGGAGAUUUAAAAAUAAAAUGACCUGAAAUAUUGUUGAUUAUAUUACAAGCAAAUAACCAAAAACAUCCUGCUAAAUUCUACGGAUUUUCAUUCUGGACCACUUAUGAAAACUGUAAAAAACACAAAAAGAAAAAAAUACAAAUAGACUAGAUUCUAUAUGAAAGAUGUUUUAUUAAAAAAUGUGGACUUAAAAUGUUUCUUAUAAAAGUUUUUUAGCUUGUCAGUAAAGUGAGGAUAACUUAAAUCUCACAUUAAAAAUGAAAUCUGGUCAUCAGAUUUCUUUGUUAACAGUAAUUGCACUAGUGCUUUUCACUCCUAUGCAACUUUCUGACCGAGUGAAUGCCACAUUGUAUUAAUUCAUGCAUUUUACAUCACCGUGCCAACAUUAAGAAAAAAUAAAAAAGCUUUUUCAUGAUUUCAA